Molecule: messenger RNA, 774 nt
Organism: Humulus lupulus (European hop)
Lineage: Eukaryota; Viridiplantae; Streptophyta; Magnoliopsida; Rosales; Cannabaceae
Exons: 3
Coding region: 184-474 (96 amino acids)
Cellular component (GO): mitochondrion
Source: RefSeq, a predicted model, not a curated record
GCAGUCACAUGUCGGUGAGAUCAGUCAUGAAUGGAGACUGAGACAAAGGGGUUAACUACCCUCUUCCUCUUGUAGCUGCAAUAGUAUUUCAAGGGACCUAAUUUCGUCACAGUCGAAGAAUCAACCUCUGAUUCGGCCUCUUCAUAUUCAUCAGUAGCUGCGAUCAAGGAGAGAGGUUCUUCCAUGGGAUACCUACAGGAAGCUCGUGAAAAUCACGUCAAGAAGAAAGUCGAAGAAGCUUUGAGGAGCAAAAUGAAGCAGAAGGCUCUGAAAGAGUGCGACGAUUACGCUUUAAAAUACGCGGAAUGUGCUACGGGGAGAACGUUAUCCGUUGUUUGGCAAUGUCGCAAACAGGCCAAAGAAUUGAACUCUUGCCUUCACCAAUAUACCAACGAUGCAAUCUUAGAAGAAAUGAAAAGAGAAUAUAUGCUCCAAGAAGAUGCGAAGGCCACCUCGAAGGUAUCUUCCGGCUAAGUUCAUUGUCUCAGACUCAGACCAUGCCCACUUGCAACUGGCAUACGUACAAUUUGAGUUUCAGUGCAUGUGCUAAUAUUUUUGUUCAUAUGUUGCACUUUUCCGCACCAUAUAUAGGGAGAAGGAGAUGAAAAUUUGUUCUAAUGCAAUUUGAUAGAAUUUGUUUACAUGUGUCGUUUUAACUCGUUAUUAUAGUAAAGCUAUUGCAAUACUGAACAAUCCAUUGAGCUGUGCCUAUUAUGGUGGACAUUAUCAAAUGCCAUUGCAAUAAAAAGGGCAACCUAUCAGUUUCUUUAGUUA